CCUUCCACGCGCAGGCCAGCCUGACGUCACGUGAGUGGCAGCGAGGCGGCGCGCGCUCCCCCGGCUGCGCCCGAGCUCUGCCAGCCGUCCCCUUGACUGUGGAAGAGUCGGGAGAAAAAAAGUUUCGUGGAAAUACUGCAAGUUACACAGCGCGCAGUUGCUGCGGGGAUUCCCAGCGCGGCGUCCGGCGUGCCCUUCACUCGCGAGAUAUUCUUCUCAGGGACUUUGUGGGACGUUCUGGCCGUUUUUGUUAGUUCCUUUUGCUUCCCACCCCUGGCCAUGUCGUUCAGGAAGGAACUGGAGAAGUACCGGGAUGUGGACGAGGACGAGCUCUUGAAAAACCUCUCGGAGGCGGAGCUUAAGAAGCUGGAGGAUGAAUUAGAAGAGCUAGAUCCAGAUAAUGCCCUGUUACCGGCAGGACUGAGGCAGAAGGAUCAGACGAAGAAGGCCCCGACAGGCACCUUUCAGAGGGACAGCCUUCUGGCUCACUUGGAGAAACAGGCCAAGGAACACCCAGACAAGGAAGACCUGGUGCCCUACACAGGAGAGAAGAGAGGCAAAGCCUGGGUGCCGAAGACGAAGGCAGCGGACCCCAUCAUGGAAAGCGUCACGCUAGAGCCCGAACUGGAGGAGGCCCUGGCCAGUGCCAACGAUGCCGAACUGUGCGACAUUGCUGCUAUCCUGGGCAUGCAUACGCUGAUGAGUAACCAGCAGUACUAUGAAGCUCUUGCCAGCAGCACAAUUGUCAACAAGCAGGGCUUGAACAGUGUGAUCCAGUGUACCCAGUAUAAACAAAUCCCAGACGAGCAGCCCAACUCAACAAACGUAGAGGAUACCCUGGAGAAAAUCAAGAGGAAUGAUCCCAGCUUAUUUGAGGUCAACCUGAAUAAUAUCAAGAACAUUCCCGUUCCCACGCUAAAGGCCUAUGCAGAAGCUUUAAAGAGCAACAACGUAGUGGAGCGAUUUAGUAUUGUGGGAACUAGGAGUAAUGAUCCUGUAGCCUAUGCCCUGGCAGACAUGCUAAAGGUCAACACCACCCUGAAGUCCCUCAACGUUGAGUCCAACUUCAUCACAGGAGUAGGCAUUCUGGCUUUGCUGGAGUCUCUCCAGUCUAACACCACCCUCCUUGAACUCAAGAUUGACAACCAGAGCCAGCCAUUGGGUAACAAGGUGGAGAUGGAGAUCGCCAGCAUGCUGGAGAAGAACACCACCCUGCUCAAGUUUGGGUACCAUUUCACCCAACAGGGUCCACGUCUGCGCAGCUCCAACGCCAUGAUGAACAACAAUGACCUGGCUCGAGUGGUGCGGUCCGAUACGGACGGUUCCUUUACGCUCACCUUGUCUGUGCCGGAGCUGGAGAAGCAUUUCAAAAAAAAGUUCAAGACCAAGUCAAAGUUCAAUACGAAAGAGAAGGCUUGAGGGGGGGCCCAUCUUUCCCAAGUGUCGGGUGAAUGUGUAGUGGACCCCCCCCCUUUCUUGGACGGAGGGAGGUUUGCCUGGACAGCGACUCCCUUACCCCUCCCACACCCGACCCCCCCCAUGUUUGACAGCACUUCCCCAUGGGCAGCACCACCUCAAUCCUGCCCCCACUGAGGGACAGCGGCCUGCGUCUAACACCGACCCCCUCCUCAGCGCAGCACCAAGGCUGGAUGUGUGCGUCGGACAGAGGAACCGGCCCACUCUGUUUGUGCUGCGUCAAGUGGGUCGACCCCUCCUGAUCCCCUAGUUUUCACACUGUGUUUCAUACCUGAUUUUAUCGGGUCGUCAGGAAGAUCUGUUAAUUGUAAGACAAGUCCAGUCAGUUCCGUCAUGUUUGACCUGCUGUGGUACUUCAGGGCUGUAUGUCUGGAAAAGCACAACCUGUCUUACAGUGUCUUACCUCUGUUAUGACAUCAUUUCCUGGACCAUUUUGCAUGGUAACCAACUUACAGUUUCAAAGAACCUUAAACCCAGUAUGAACCAAAUAUUGUAUCCAGAAUAUUUGUUAUUCAAAUUCUGAGACGGACUUAAAGAUGUUAAAUUCAGUCUCCGUGUGUUGGCUAAGCUAUGGGCGACUAAAACAUUGAAUAAAACGUUGCUGCUCGAUAAGCAACUGAAAAAUUCUGUUAAAAUAUAGCUGAUAUUAGCCAGACCUUGCUGUUGAGAUGUGGAGCCUAAUUCCUUAUUGUAACAGAAUUGUUCGUGCAUCAAUUGUGCUAAAUUGUCUACAAUUCAGCCAAAGAAACUAAAUAAUCAAGGUUGUAUUAGCCUCACUCUCUUGUGACUGAUUAGCCACCGUAUAUUGAGUCAAACUCAGGUAAGAGGUUAGGUAAGUGACUAUGUAUGUAAGAAAUUAACAGGCUUCAGUGCUUAUACAACCGUUUCAGCCUUACAAACUUUACAUUAAACAUAUGUUUUAAUGUUGCGAUUCUUACUAUGGAUCCGUACAUAACUUUUCUAAUUAAGGGAAAGACUGGAGCUUGUUUUGCAAUUAAUGGAUAUUGUUCCCUCCCAUAUAUAUAAAUAUGCAUCUACGUUUUAUAAUUAAUUUUAAUUGUUGUCCUUGCAUUGUUAGCUUUUUGCCCCCUUUUCUACACAGUUAUUGACCUAAGUAAGGGUAUUUAGUGCAAGUACAUGGGUUUUGAGGGUCACAAUGAAGAGAAUGUCACAGGCCGAUUGUAUGAAAAAGUGGUGAGUCGAGGACUGGGGUAUAGGGGUGUAUCAGGUUAACGUUAAAGAUUAAUAUGAGUAAUUAUGUCCUCGUGGAGAGUCUCAACACCAAAUUUUGACACCGUGAUUAAUACUUGACGUGUAUGUGGUUCACGUUUUGAUUUCUUAGAGCUAACAGUUUCCUUAAGUGCCUUGGAACAAAGACGUUGGCGUAUUCGUCGGUUUGAAGGAUGCUUGAUUUCAUGCGCAUUUUCCAUACCAACGUUAGACAUACUACCACUGACUGUGUGAUCUGAUUGUCCAUAGUUCUGUCAUAUAGUUGAUAUAAUAGUUCCAUCAUAUAGUCGAUAUAAUUUCCCUUGAGUAAGGGUAACUAUCUUAAAAUAAACCAUAUAACUAGCCAAUGAAAGCUAUCAUGUUUUUGUGAUUUGACUUACAUCCCACUUGAAAAUGUUAAACUGUUUAAUUAAAUAUUAGGAGUCUAGUUCUAAACGCAAGUGUCUACGGUUUUUUACUGUCUUGAAAGCUCAGAUUUCUUUUCAACUUGGUGUCUCCCAUAGGGUUGCAAUAUACAGAGUUGGGUAAUUCAGGUCCAGAGAGUAAAAGUCCAGACCGGGUUUUGUUUCAACCAACCAGUUGAGCAUAAAGAGGCAUAUCUCUAUUCAACUGGUUGGUUGAAACAAAAUCCCGGUCUGGAUUUUUACUCUCUGGACCUAAAUUACCCAACUCUGGCAAUAAAGAGGCUAUACAGGCUGGCAUAUUGGCACAAAUGAAAGGGACUACAGCAUACAGUGAUUUACUUUUUUUUGUUUUGACUGUUUUGCUGAUGCACGCACAGAUGUAUGUUGUGAAAUUAGUUAAAUGAAUCAGUGUGGAGUUUUCCUUGCAUUAGCUUGGCUGAAUUUGAUUGUAUAUUUUGUUAGUGCACUUUAUUUAUUGUCUGGUGUCAGACAUUUACAGUCAUUGUGUAGGAAUGAGGGUGUUUUUAAUGAGCUGUCAUUUAUGUCACUUCUGUAUUACUAAAUCCAAAUAUAAAUCACUGUAGUAUUGCAAUGGCCUCACAGUCAAAAUGGGUGGGAUUUUUUUUCAGUCCGAACAGUCGUAACCCACCUCAAAUGACCACUGCCAAUCGGCUGCCUUCGUUUCUUCAUUAUACUGUUAGAACUACAAAUUUACGAAUGUUCAAGCUUGUUUGUUGGAAACUAAUUGGCAGAGGUUGACACAAGCAGUCUAUUGCCCCAAAAAAGAAAGUUAAUUACACAGUAUUAAAUAAGGGCAUUACAUUUGCAUGGAGUGAUGCUGUGUGGCUAAAGACAUUAUGAACAUGAGCGCCCACAACCUAGUUGAUGGAUCGGAGAUGACCUUCCACUCAGUGAUGUCAUUUCCCACUUCCAGUCAGACUUGUCCCAUUUUCAACUGUGCAGCUGUCCCAAUAAAGCAUGUUUUAGCAGUA
Messenger RNA from Brienomyrus brachyistius, 4102 nucleotides. It is a transcript of the gene tmod1, whose product is annotated as tropomodulin 1. Gene Ontology annotation, biological process: myofibril assembly; pointed-end actin filament capping; muscle contraction. Gene Ontology annotation, molecular function: tropomyosin binding. NCBI's taxonomy places the organism in Eukaryota, Metazoa, Chordata, Actinopteri, Osteoglossiformes, Mormyridae. The coding region runs from base 280 to 1419 and encodes 379 amino acids. The record is from RefSeq and is a predicted model, not a curated record. The transcript has 11 exons. Gene Ontology annotation, cellular component: myofibril; striated muscle thin filament.